AUUUGGGCUUUUCUGGUUGGGAUCGACGGGUAUUCGUCUAACCCAUUGCACGGUUGUGUGGAAGAUGCCUCAAGAGUGGAACGAUACCUUGUCCACCACCUCCAUAUUCCUACAGGGCAAAUCCAGAAGCUUCUUGGCCACCAUGAUGCACCACCGACCGACAUUUCCUCCAUCCCUUCCUGUGAAAACAUUUUGUCCACGCUUCUUGGUCUCAGCACGAAUUCUGACAUCGAACAUGGCGACCCCAUCAUAAUAUUUUUCGCUGGACAUGGCUCUCGCUAUCUGUGGUCAGAUAAUCAUGAGGACAAGGAGAAGUUUGUCGAGGCAUUUUGUCCCAUGGACCGCAACACCCUCAACAGAAAUGGCAAGCCCAUUUCUGAUAUCACCAACCAGGAAAUCAACACCAUCCUCUCUGAAAUUUCCCAUACAAAAGGACAUCGAAUCAGCGUCAUUCUGGACUGCUGUCAUGCGGGCAGCAUCACCUGA
Desarmillaria tabescens is the source of this 486-nucleotide messenger RNA. RefSeq names its product peptidase C14, caspase domain-containing protein. The record is from RefSeq and is a predicted model, not a curated record. The transcript has a single exon. The annotation marks the transcript as partial. Gene Ontology annotation, biological process: proteolysis. Gene Ontology annotation, molecular function: cysteine-type endopeptidase activity. Lineage: Eukaryota; Fungi; Basidiomycota; Agaricomycetes; Agaricales; Physalacriaceae.